AUGGGUAUGCGGGAUUACUUUGAAAAAGACCUUGAAUUUCAUUCCCAAGAUCUUGAAAAGACCUCUGAAAGUCGCCAUGUCCACUUCUGCAAAUUUUGGAAGAGGUUUGACGGAUCAGAUGUUAUUCAUUCAAGAUGGGCUAUGCCUGGAGCACUUGGUUGUGUUUUUCUUGAGCCAUCUAGGCUUCACAACUCCUACCGGGACGCCACCAGAAUCCAAGAGGAAAUAGCCAUCGAUCUCUUGGGCAUCAAGAAGAGUGCCCGCAUUCUCGAUGCCGGUUGUGGCAUCGGCGGUCCGAUGCGCACCAUCGCCGCUCAUUCCAGUGCCAAUGUUGUCGGUAUCACCAUUAACGAGUACCAGAUAAACCGAGCCCGGAUGCACAAUGAGAAAGCCAACCUCGAUUUCCUAUGCGAAGUCAUACGUGGCAACUUCCUGCAAAUGCCCUUCCCCGACAACAGCUUCGACGGGCCUUACUCCAUCGAAGCCACCUGCCAUGCACCCAAGCUGGAGAAAGUCUACAGCGAGAUCUACUGA
Coffea arabica (coffee) is the source of this 534-nucleotide messenger RNA. RefSeq names its product 24-methylenesterol C-methyltransferase 2-like. The record is from RefSeq and is a predicted model, not a curated record. Gene Ontology annotation, molecular function: S-adenosylmethionine-dependent methyltransferase activity. NCBI's taxonomy places the organism in Eukaryota, Viridiplantae, Streptophyta, Magnoliopsida, Gentianales, Rubiaceae.